AUGUCAAUUCUUAAUCUGGUAAAAUAUUAUUUGCAGGGUCGCUUCGAGAUACCGUCAUUAACUGGUUCAUUCACAGUCAGUGAUACAAGUGGUGUGAGAAGUAGGACUAGUGGAUUGAGUGUCUCGUUGGCUGGACCCGAUGGGCGUGUUAUAGGUGGUGGACUUGCUGGUUUAUUACUGGCUGCUAGCCCUAUCCAGAUUGUGGUGGGGAGUUUCAUGCCAAAUGGUUACAAGGUACAUAAAAGGAAGCAUCAUCGAGAACAUGAUAGAGUGACAGCAUCAAGACUAAUUUCACAGGUAAAACCUGAUGGCGGGAAGAUCUGUUUGACCACAAUAACUCCAAUAAUGGGGCAAAACCACCCAGAAAUGAAUAACAUAAGAAACAAUGAACAACUGCCAAAUGUCACAUCAUCCCCUAGUCUGGGUUGGAAUGGCUCACAGACCACAUCUAACCAGGGGUCAUCUCCUGAUAUCAAUGUGUCUUUGCUCAGUGAAUAGGAUGUACAAGGUAUAUUGUAUUUGACGUUCAUUUUCAGGCGUAUCUGAAGA
Messenger RNA from Mangifera indica (mango), 549 nucleotides. Its product is annotated as AT-hook motif nuclear-localized protein 1-like. The record is from RefSeq and is a predicted model, not a curated record. The transcript is spliced from 2 exons. Gene Ontology annotation, molecular function: minor groove of adenine-thymine-rich DNA binding. The coding region runs from base 1 to 498 and encodes 165 amino acids. NCBI's taxonomy places the organism in Eukaryota, Viridiplantae, Streptophyta, Magnoliopsida, Sapindales, Anacardiaceae.